Messenger RNA from Prosopis cineraria, 667 nucleotides. RefSeq lists its product as uncharacterized. The record is from RefSeq and is a predicted model, not a curated record. Bases 213 to 608 code for a protein of 131 amino acids. The transcript is spliced from 2 exons. NCBI's taxonomy places the organism in Eukaryota, Viridiplantae, Streptophyta, Magnoliopsida, Fabales, Fabaceae.
GUUAAAAAGGAAGAAAGACAAAAAGUUUUAUGGUUGUAAUCAGAGUUAGUUUGUUAACAAGAACGAUCCAUUAUAGAUUUCUCUGUCUCAUGUCUUUAUAAAAGUUUAUCUUUCGUAACAAGUUUCAGACGAGUUCGAUUCUUCUUCCUCCUGCUCCGUUUAUCGAAAAGUUCCUCAUCAACCUUUGUCCAGACCACGAAGCCACGUCAACAAUGGCGGAGGAGGAGGAUCUCUUGCGUGCCGAUUCGCAAGCAAAUGGGAUCGUACUUCGAGUCUGCUUCAAAGGUCUCAAUCUCGCGAAUACACGCUUUCCAUAUCUAAAUUUACACGGAGAACCUGCACCGCCAGAUUAUUUUCUUUUUCCGGUGAAGAAUUCUCCGAGAAUAUCGACGACGAUUACGAUGUUCAUUACAACAGUAAUGCCACUGGAUCUAAACAAUUCUCUGAGAAAGACAGCGUCGGCGCCGGUGAGCUCAGUUAUCAUGGUCAGGGACGACAGAGCAAGAGGAAAGAAUGAGGGAAGAGGCGAGCCUGUGGCGAUGUAUGGUAGAAGAAGCAAGGAAGAUGGAAGGUGGUUUCAGGGACAACGAAGAAGGCGGCGGCAUUGACAUGGAAACCAUGAAGCGGUUCGUUUCGCCGGUCCGGGCUGAAAUUGAACCGGACGAUG